AAGCCAAGCCAUGAAUGGAGUCGACAGUAUAAAACCCAAACAGGCACAAGCCCAGUAAGAGAAAAGCGUAUAAAUCAAAAGGGGCAAAUUUUAUUUUUUUUGAAAAAAAGGAAAAUUUAUAAUCCAACAAGACAGACGAGAAAUAUAUACACAAGAUACAACCCUAGACCUCUGAUAACAUACCAUACCACCUCUUAACCAUGACUUAAAACAAAACCAAAAAAAAUAAAUCUCUGCAAACAAUACAAUACAUAAAUUCAAAACAAUUAAAACUGUACCAAUAAACAAACCAAACGCCUCCUCUCAUGACCAAACCGGACGGCGUCGCACCGGAAUCCAAAGCCGACGUUACCCCCUCCUGGGGUACUUGGGAGGAGCUCCUCCUCGCCUUUGCCGUCAACCGCCACGGUACCGAUUCAUGGGACUCUAUCGCCUCUGAACUACACAAACGGACCUCCGGCUCCGCCCUCUCUCUCACCGCCCAAAACUGUAGGUCGAAAUACUUCGACCUCAAACGCCGUUUCGUCGCGCCGAACGGUGAUUUGGAGGAAGACGACUCCCGUGAUGGUAAAUCGGACUCCGCCCCCUUGCUGGAGGAGCUGAGGAAAUUGAGAGUGGCGGAACUCCGGCGUGAAGUGCAACGUUACGAUCUCAACAUCGAGUCAUUGGAGUUGAAGAAGAAGAAAUUGGAAGAGGAACGAGAGAGAAGUUUGAGGAGAGAGAAAAUCGAUUCGGAUCUAGGUGAGGGAGAUGAGAAAAUUGGUAUGGAACCGGAGAUGGAGCCGGCGGCCGGCGGAGAACCAGUCACCGGCGAUGAUUUGGAGAAGGAUGAUUUGUCGGUGAACGAAUCAAACUCCACAGAUCCCGGCCUGGAGAAGUCGAUAGCCGGCGAGAAAGAACCGGAACCGGGGAGAACGGGAGGAGAGGAGGUACGACGGGAUCAAACCGGUCAGACGACUGAGUUAAAACCGGAACCAAAUCAGAAGGCGGUUCGGGAGGAUUCCUGCAACGGGAGUUCAAAUAGUAUAGACGAGUCGGACCGGAAGGCGAAAGCUGAACCGGUAACCGAUUCGACCGAUUUAGUUGAGUCAGAGGCCGAGUCAGACGGCGGAAGAGAGGAGGCGACGAAGGAAAACUCCGAUGUGCAGAGUUCCGCCAGUAGAUCGAGGAAGGAGGAGGGAAGUGAUAAGGUGCGCCGCGGUAAUAUGAGUGGCGAUGAGCGUGAACACGAGGAUCAAUCUCGUGCCGUGAAGGAAUUGUCUGCCGAAUCGCAGCCGUUGGCUGACUUUCUGCAGGCUAUCCGGGCUCAUAAGCUCGGCUCGGUCUUCGAGCGGCGGCUCCGGAGUCAGGAAACCUCGAAAUAUAAUAAGUUGAUUCUCCAGCACACAGAUCUCGAAACAAUCGAAACGAGGUUGAAAGAAGGAUGGUAUUCAGGUUCAACCAGCAAAUUUUUCCGCGAUCUUCUCUUGUUGGUUAAUAACGCCCUCGUUUUUUUCUCCAAAAAUUCGGCAGAAGCAAAUGCUGCAACUGAGAUUCGAUGGCUCGUCUCAAAGCAGAUUUCCCGGAAACUCACCAAGUCAGAUUCUUCAUCUGGGAAACAAAUUUCGCUCCAAUCCCUAUCAAUUGCCAAGAAAGAAGACAAAACUCCAGAGCCAUCACAGUCUUUGACGUUAAAGCCUAGAUUAUCCGGCUCGUUAAUAGUUUGUCGUAAACGAAGCUCAAUUGCAGCGAAGGGGUCCGCUUCUUCUUCAGGAGCUGAUAAAAAGAAAGAGCAAACUCCAUUGGUUACCGAGGAGAAGGAUAAGGCAAAGGUGGUGCAGCGUUCUUCCCAAGUCUCUGGCGAUGCAGAGGAGCCUAAAAUCACUAAAAAGAGAACAAGGGAUAAUAGAUUUUCUUCGGUUUCCGCUAACAACUCGAAGAAGAAUAACGGCAAGAAUUCUUCGGCCAAUAAAAAUGAAUCAGGGAAACAACCGGCAAAGGGAGGAGGCUCGUCUUCUUCUCAGCAAGCAGAGCCGCCCAAAAGCGAGACUAAGAAGAACCAAUCGAAUUUAGACUCGAAAAAACGAGGGGCGGCGAAUUUCUUGAAUAGAAUGAAGCAAGGUUCAUCAUCGAACAACGGGGUUUUGCUCGAUGCAUUGAAGAACACACCUCUGACUAGCGAAAGUAAAGGAGGGUCUCAAGUGAAGAAAAACGAGAAUGCUAAACGAGGGGAAAAGAAAGAACAGGCUACUACUACUAGGAGAAAUUCAGAGACGAGACAAACGAAAGAGAAGGAAAAAGAAAAAGAAAAAGAAAAAGAAAAAGAGAAAGAGAGAGAGAAAGAGAAAGAAAGAGAGAAAGAGAAGGAGAAGGAAAAGGAGAAGGAGAAGGAGAAGGAGAAGGAGAAGGAGAAGGAGAAGGAGAAAGAGAAGGGUAGUCCUGGAAAGAGAAAUGUUGGGAGGCCGCCGAAGAGAGGAGCUGCACCGCCGCCACCUCCUCCGGCGGCGCUUGGUAAAAGGGGUAGAGAAAAGGCUGAAACGGAAGCUGCGACUUCGAAGCAGCCUAAAAAAAGAUCGAGGAAGUUAUAGCUAUGGUGAAAAGGGGGGAAAAAAACAAAAAGGGAUAGACAAAUUUGUAUGUAGUGUAUGGCAAUCUUUUUUUAAAAUAGAUAUAGAUUUACUUAUUAUUUUGGGUUUCACUUAUGUUUUGGUAGUCUUUUGAUUGACCCGAAAACCAGUGAUAGCGGGUCCUUACAAAAGAAAGCUGCUUGUUUGUGCAACUCUCUAUGUAAGCUGUGUUUUGUAAGCUAAGGUGGUUUUAUUAACGACUUCUAAUUUUUCUGAAAUUAACAAAACGUCUAUGAAUUUAUUUAUUU
Messenger RNA from Erythranthe guttata (spotted monkey flower), 2854 nucleotides. Its product is annotated as DNA-binding bromodomain-containing protein. Gene Ontology annotation, molecular function: protein binding. Lineage: Eukaryota; Viridiplantae; Streptophyta; Magnoliopsida; Lamiales; Phrymaceae. The record is from RefSeq and is a predicted model, not a curated record.